AAUGAAAGUGUCAUCAUCAGCAAUAACAUCUUUAUGAAUUGCAAUUUCAGAUUAUUAUUAUGAUGCUAUCAUCAGCUGUGAUCGACAUUUUUUUGCUCAAAAAUACAAUUAUUCUAAUUUUAUUGUUGGCUUUAAAAAAGGAGGUAAAAGGUGUAAGCCAUGUGGAAAUGAAAGUAAUCAUUGGCUAUUCAUUGGGACGUUCUCUAAAGGAUGCGAUUCUUUUAAUCGUGCUUUGUUAUUGUGCAUUUAUUACUAAAAAUGAGAUAUUAAUCAUACGUAACAAUCUCUACGAUGUAAUUAGAACAGAAAAACAAGAUAAAGUUGAAAGACGAAAACUAAGAGCUUUUCUUCAAAUGACGUACGACAAUGAUUUCACCUACACUUUGUGUGGUAUAAUCCCUAUAAAUAUGUCACUACCUCUCAAAUUUUAUUCCAUUUGUCUUGCAUAUCUUCUUAUUGCGUAUCAAUUCUCACAAUUUAUUAACUAA
Danaus plexippus (monarch butterfly) is the source of this 488-nucleotide messenger RNA. RefSeq lists its product as uncharacterized. The record is from RefSeq and is a predicted model, not a curated record. Lineage: Eukaryota; Metazoa; Arthropoda; Insecta; Lepidoptera; Nymphalidae. Bases 60 to 488 code for a protein of 142 amino acids. The transcript is spliced from 3 exons.